AUGCCAUGCGCAAACGAACAUGUUCUACUUCUUCCAUUUGGAUAAAGAGCUUUUUAAUUUGCGAAGGUUCCCCCUACGUUGUGCCGACUUACGCAUAUUUCCACUGCGCUGCUAUUACAUCAGUUUGUUGCUCCUUUGCGUUAUUCACCAUUUUACCUGACCCUGCAAGGUGAAAUGUGAAGAGAAAUAAAGCAUCCCCAUUGCGGUUGAAGAGGAUAAGUUUUCCCUUUUUUUGAAAAGGCCUAAGAGUAGAUUUGCUGGCCUGCAGUAGGUCAAAUUUGUUAACUAGCAGACCGUUUGUAUAAUUCGCAAGGAGAGCACUCCAGGGAGACAACUGAGACGAGUGAUCAAUCCAGCUGGCACGUGGAAUCCCCGAAACGAAUUUUUCAAAUCAAAAUGAACGAUGACGUGUCAAAUUUGCUCUACGAAGGGAUUAACCUGAUUUUUGAGAAGUGGACUGUUCUCCGUUUGGCCGUGACGAACAACUGGGGAGGGCCAAGUUCGGAAGAGAAAAAAAAAAAACUAAUCGAAUAUGUGCACAGCUACGUGUUGUCGGAAAGGUCAGGUAAAAAAAAAAAAAAAAAAACCAAAUACUCCAUUUUAGCUAGCAGCCCAAAACACAAGCUGUGCGACUACUUGAGGGACGAAAUGAACACCCUGUUCAACGUAGACAUUGAGGAUGACAGUGAUAUCGAAGUCUCCGAUUUGAUAUUGGACCUGUACAGCAACUUGAAAAAGAACAACCUAGACAUUAUAGAAAAAAUCAAACAGAUAAAGGAGUCCGACUUGACGCACUGCAAGGAAAACAACUUAGUAGAGGAAGCCUACGAUUCCGAGGAGGCCGAAUCGGGAAGUGACUUUUCCGAGGAAGAACAGUCAGAGAGUGACUACUCGGCUGAGGACCAUUCUGAUGGAGAAAAAUCAAACGGUGAAUAA
Molecule: messenger RNA, 936 nt
Organism: Plasmodium cynomolgi strain B
Lineage: Eukaryota; Apicomplexa; Aconoidasida; Haemosporida; Plasmodiidae
Exons: 4
Coding region: 397-936 (179 amino acids)
Biological process (GO): maturation of SSU-rRNA from tricistronic rRNA transcript (SSU-rRNA, 5.8S rRNA, LSU-rRNA)
Cellular component (GO): nucleus
Source: RefSeq, a predicted model, not a curated record